AUGAUGCUGGUUGUUGUGGAACAUUCGGAAGCAUCUCCCACAACAAUAGCAGUUGCUGGUAGUGUGGGUAAUACAGACGAGGCUUGGAAUUUUCCACUGUAUGGUACGGGUAUAUUUGUGGUGCCAAACAGUGAUCCUUCAUUGUUGCCAACUUUUUAUGUUUCUGAUGGAAAUUUGUGUGUUGUGAGACAGAUCAUUGGAAAUCAAAGUCGAGUGGUGGCAGGAACAGGUGAAUGUUUACCAAACGGUGCUGAUUCAGUUCCUGGAACAGAAUCUACCUUGUAUGGACCUACGAAUAUGUAUUAUGAUGCUACUACAGAUUUUCUCUACAUUUUGGAUUCGUCAUCUAUUAGAUUAUUGGACAUGAAGAGUGGAAUAAUUUCUAAAAUGCUCAUUACAUUCAGUGGAACUAAUUUAAACUCAUUUUCUCAACCAAGUGGUAUUACCAUGUUCAAUAAGGAUAUUUAUGUGGCAGAUACAGGAAAAGCUGUUGUGUGGAAAGUGCAAAUUACCUAUAGAAAUGUUGGUACAGCAACAAUUAGUGUUGGAAGUUUGAAUAAUAUGAAUAACAAUAAUUAUUGUGAUAAUGUUUAUGCCACCACGUGUAAACUUAUCAAACCUACAAGUAUCUCUUUCUUCCCAGAUGGAACCAAGGCAAUUGCAGAUGGAAGAAGAGUUAUUAUUGUUACUCCAACCAAUUCGGCAUAUGAAGCUCCUGUAUCCAUGUCUAUGAACAAUCCAGUACAUGUUGUCGCCUAUGAUGCAUCCAACUUGUUGAUUUCAGAUCUAGGACUAGCACGUUUUAUACAAUUUAACAAGGAUCAAGCACAACCAAAUACUAAUGUGGUAUUGUCAUCUUCUUGGGCAAGAAAUACUUAUUUUGGACUUGUGAAACAAGCAGACAAUUCUAAAAAUGUAUACUUCCUCACAGGUCAAGAUUACACAACAAAGAGAAGUCAAAUUGUUUCGUUUAACUUUAUUGAUAGCGAUUUACCAAGUACUUCUACAACACCAUUAUAUGGCAUGUAUGACUCUGGAUUCCAGUUUGAUAAUCCACAUAAUGCAUUGAGUGUUUACAUGCCUAGUCCACAACAAAUGAGACUAACUUCAAGUAAUCAAUUGUAUUUCCCAAUUUUUAAUUCUGCUGUUGUAAAGGUAGAUUUGAAUUCUGGAUUAGUGACAAGAAUUGCUGGAAGUAUUACACAAUUUGGAUAUAAUCAAGACAGUAUCCCUGCAACCAUAGCUCUGAUGACUAGACCAAAUACUGUUUUACAAUUGGAUUCCGGAGAUUUAAUCAUUUCAGAUACAGGUAAUAACAGAAUUAGAAAAAUUGAUUCAAAUGGAAUUAUAACUACAAUAGUUGGUACAGGAACGCAAGGAAAUAGUGGAGAUUAUGGGCCUGCAAGUCAAUGCCAAUUAAAUGGUCCACAAGGACUGGCAACACCUCCAACAAGCAUGAAAGGUCAAUUUUUGUUUGAUUUUGCUGACACUAAUAAUAACAGAAUUAGAAGAAUACAAAAUGACUUGACAGUUAUACCCCUAUUAAGCAAUAAUCCUAAUAAUGAUGGAAUUAACGGACCAAAUGGAAUAAUGUACACGCCAAAUGGUGAUCUUUAUAUCGCCAGUCAAGGAAAUCACAAAAUAAUGAAAUACAGUAAUUCACAAUUGAGUACUGUUGCUGGAAAUGGUUAUGCAGGUUAUUCAGGAGAUGGAGGACCAGCCAGAAAUGCCAAGUUGAACUAUCCUGCAGAUGUUACAGUUUCCUCCACAGGUGAAGUUUAUAUUGCAGAUUGGGGAAAUAGAGCUGUAAGAAAAGUUUUCAGAAAUGGAACAAUUAUUACUCUUAUUGUUAGUGGCGGACUUUCGGACUUGAAUGGUGUUACAUUGACACCGAAUGGAGAUUUGUUGUAUUCAACACAAUUAUGGGUCAAGCUGUAUAUGGAGGGAGAUUCAGGAAGUUGUAUUGAUAAGAAUACAUGCAAUAAUCAUGGCAGUUGUGUGAAUGGAAAGUGUGUUUGUGAUAGUGGAUGGAGAGGAAAUUUGAAUUGUGGAACAUUUUCAUGUGACAUUACACCACCACCUCAUUCUUCACAAUGUAUUGGUCCAAAUCAAUUUUCUUGUCAAGAUGGGUGGACAGGAUUAAAUUGCCAGGAACCAGUUUGCUUUGGAACUCCAGCAAACACCACAACAGUAUGCAGUUCACACGGUAAAUGUAUUUCCAAUAAUACAUGUAAUUGUGUGAGUGGAUGGAGAGGCAAUUCAGAUUGCAGUGCAUUUUCAUGUGAUGUAAAAUCUGAACAUGGAGAGUAUUGUAUUGGACCUAAUACCUACAAAUGUCAAGAUGGCUGGAUUGGUGAUUUAUGUGACAUUCCACUUUGUAAUGGAAUUCCAGCAAAUAAUCCAGCAGUUUGCAAUUCACACGGACAGUGCAUUUCCAAUAAUACAUGUAAUUGCUUUAGUGGAUGGAGAGGAAAUAGUAUUUGCACUCAAUUUACAUGUGAUGGUGUCAAUAAUUGUCAACCUCAUGGUCAAUGCAUUUCUAAUAAUACUUGUAAAUGUAGUACUGGUUAUGGUGGAAAUGGAUGUAACGAUAGAAUGUGCUUUGGUAAAUGGGGUCAAGCAGGUUGCAGCAAUAAUGGAUAUUGUUCAAAUACUGACAAGUGCAGUUGUUUCCCUCUCUAUUUUGGACAACAAUGUCAGUGGCUUGAUUGUAAUCCCUCUUCAAAUGAUCAAUCCAUUAAUUCUACUAAGGGCUGUUCUUCAAAUGGAAACUGUACUGUUAUUGACAAUGAUCAAACCAGACAAAACUCAACAAUUUGUAAAUGUAACGAAGGAUUUGAUGGGCUGUAUUGUCAAGAAAAGAAGUCAUCAGGAAAUGGUGGAACUGUUGCAGCUGUUGUCAUUGUUGUGUUGCUUUUCAUUUGUUGUUUGAUUGCUUUCAUAGCAGUUGGUGGUUUUGUUUAUUACAAGAAACGAGCAAGUUCCAAAUCAGAGGAAUUUGAGAAUUUGAUUCCAAAAUCUGUUAACGACGAUUGGACUUUGAGAACUGUUAUUCCUCCAGAGGAGGCAACUGUGAAAAGUACAGCCUCUUCUGUUAAAUCUGAAAAUAGCUUUAUACGGUCAAUUAGAAAGCAACUGGGUAGUUCAAGUACAACAUCUUCUGUAUCAACCAUUAACACAAGAGAUCAUUUCCAUAUUAGAGAUAAAGAAUAUGUGAAAUCAAAGAAAUUGGGAUCAGGUGCAAGUGGAACAGUUUUCAUGUUUGAUGAGUUGACCAAUAAGGAACAAGUUGCUGUGAAAAUUAUUGAAGUUUUAAAUCCAAAUGGAAGCGAAUUUAAGGAAGUUGUGAACAUGUUUGAAUUGAGUGAAGAAGCAAAUCCUCACAUUGUUCCAAUUCUAGGAUGUACAAUGGUUGAAAAUGGAGGAUAUAUUUGUAUCUUGAUGCCAUUAUACAAAUGUGAUUUGAGAAAUUGGAUGUAUUCCAAUAAGGAGACGGUUCCAAUCGAAAUAAUUGUCGAAAUUGUGAAACAAAUUGCAUCAGCACUUCAAUAUCUCCAUUCUAAGAACAUGGUACACAGAGAUUUGAAACAAAGUAAUAUAUUUGUUUCAAAAUCACCUGAUCUUUCAAAGAAUAAUGUGAAUGUUUCAUCUUUCCAACUUUGUGUUGGAGAUUGGGGAUCUUCAAGAUAUCAAACAAGAUCUUCUUUAACUGCUUAUGAAGGAACAAUUCAAUACAGUUCACCAGAGUCAAUUGUAAAAGCAGAAUUUUCACCAAAAAGUGAUGUUUGGAGUCUUGGAUGUAUUUUAUAUCAAUUAUUAUCAGCAGAUUACAAUACUUGUUUGAUGAGAGUGAAACAAACCUCAAUGAAUGACCAAUCAGAUGUUCAAAUCAUAGGAAAUGUUGAAAAAUUCUUUUCAAAACGUUCAGAUCAUUCACACAAACUUUACAAAAUCAUUUGUGAUUUAAUGUUGGAAAUGUUGAGAUUUAAUCCAGAGGAGAGAAUUUCCACAGAUGAAAUUGUCCAAAAACUCUCAAUGAACAAUGUUUAAUAAUAUUAUUUAAUAAUAAAUUAAAUAUUUACGAAU
Naegleria gruberi is the source of this 4086-nucleotide messenger RNA. RefSeq lists its product as uncharacterized. Gene Ontology annotation, molecular function: ATP binding; protein serine/threonine kinase activity; protein binding. The transcript is spliced from 2 exons. NCBI's taxonomy places the organism in Eukaryota, Heterolobosea, Eutetramitea, Acrasida, Naegleriidae. Bases 1 to 4050 code for a protein of 1349 amino acids. Gene Ontology annotation, cellular component: cytoplasm; nucleus. The record is from RefSeq and is a predicted model, not a curated record. Gene Ontology annotation, biological process: protein phosphorylation; mitotic DNA damage checkpoint signaling.